CUGCCCUCCUGUCUCCGAGCAGCCCCCAGCAUGGGCAAAGAGAAGACCCACAUCAACAUCGUGGUCAUCGGCCACGUGGACUCGGGCAAGUCCACCACGACUGGGCAUCUCAUCUACAAAUGCGGGGGCAUCGACAAGAGGACCAUCGACAGGUUUGAGAAGGAGGCCUCCGAGAUGGGCAAAGGCUCCUUCAAGUACGCCUGGGUGCUGGACAAGCUGAAGGCAGAGCGGGAGCGUGGCAUCACCAUUGACAUCUCCCUGUGGAAGUUUGAGACCAAGAAAUACUACAUCACCAUCAUCGAUGCCCCGGGUCACCGUGACUUCAUCAAGAACAUGAUCACAGGCACCUCGCAGGCAGACUGCGCUGUGCUGAUUGUGGCAAGUGGUGUAGGCGAGUUUGAGACGGGCAUCUCCAAGAAUGGGCAGACUCGUGAGCAUGUCCUGCUGGCCUAUACGCUGGGCGUGAAGCAGCUCAUUGUGGCAGUCAACAAGAUGGACAUCACAGAGCCUCCUUACAGCAAUGCGCGCUUUGAGGAGAUCAGCAAGGAGGUGAAGGCCUAUAUCAAGAAGAUCGGUUACAACUCUGAGGCUGUCGCCUUCGUGCCCAUAUCAGGCUGGCAUGGAGACAAUAUGAUAGAACCCAGCACCAAGAUGCCCUGGUUCAAAGGCUGGAAGAUCACCAGGAAGGAAGGGACCAUGGCAGGCAUGACGCUGCUGGAAGCACUGGACUCCAUCGUGCCCCCUGCCCGCCCUAUGGACAAGCCCCUGCGGCUGCCCCUGCAGGAUGUGUACAAGAUUGGGGGUAUUGGCACUGUGCCUGUGGGCCGGGUGGAAACUGGCUUCCUCAAACCGGGUAUGGUGGUGACCUUUGCCCCCUGCAACAUCACCACGGAGGUCAAGUCUGUGGAGAUGCACCACGAGGCCCUGGCCGAGGCCCUGCCUGGUGAUAACGUGGGCUUCAACGUGAAGAACGUGUCCGUGAAGGACAUCAGGCGGGGCAACGUGGCAGGGGACAGCAAGAAUGACCCGCCCUUAGAGGCGGGGAGCUUCAUCUCGCAGGUGAUCAUUCUCAACCAUCCCGGCAGCAUUGCAGCUGGCUACUCGCCAGUCCUGGACUGCCACACAGCCCACAUCGCCUGCAAGUUUGCAGAGCUGAGAGAGAAGAUCGACCGGCGCUCGGGCAAGAAGCUGGAAGACAACCCCAAAGCCCUGAAGUCUGGGGACUCAGCUAUCGUCCAGAUGAUCCCGGGCAAGCCCAUGUGCGUGGAGAGCUUCUCCGAGUUCCCACCGCUUGGUCGCUUCGCUGUGCGUGACAUGAGGCAGACGGUGGCUGUCGGGGUCAUCAAGGCUGUGGAGAAAAAAGCAGCGUCUGGUGGCAGAGUCACCAAGUCAGCCGUGAAGGCGGCCAGGAAGUGAGUGGUGACAGCUCCU
Messenger RNA from Ceratotherium simum simum (southern white rhinoceros), 1431 nucleotides. Its product is annotated as elongation factor 1-alpha, somatic form-like. Gene Ontology annotation, molecular function: GTP binding; translation elongation factor activity; GTPase activity. Gene Ontology annotation, biological process: translational elongation. Lineage: Eukaryota; Metazoa; Chordata; Mammalia; Perissodactyla; Rhinocerotidae. The record is from RefSeq and is a predicted model, not a curated record.